Molecule: messenger RNA, 456 nt
Organism: Nerophis lumbriciformis (worm pipefish)
Lineage: Eukaryota; Metazoa; Chordata; Actinopteri; Syngnathiformes; Syngnathidae
Source: RefSeq, a predicted model, not a curated record
AUGGAGAGCUCGCGUUGGCGCGCCCCGCUGGCGUGCUGCCGUCCCCGCGCCCUGGUCUUGCAUGCGCUCUUCUGGGCUCUCGUGGCGCUCAGGGUGUUUGGUGCCGCCCUGCUGGCCGAAGACAAACUAGCAGCGGUCAGAGCCGCCGUGUCUCCCUGUUGGCUGCUGGAGGACUUUGUGGUGACGGGCGAGUGUUCGCAGUGCGACGCCUUUCAGACGAAGACUCAGCCGGCGUGCGGCCAAACGGGCUACGUGGAGAAAAUCAACUGCACCAAGUCCAACCGGGACGAGUACAAAAGUUGUCGCUCGGCCGUCACGGAAGAACGUCGCUUCUGGAAGUUCGAGGCGGCCGCGUUGUCGGCGACGGCUCUGUCGGCCGUCCUGGUGGUCCUGCGGCAGCGCCGGCUCGACCGGCUGGCCUCUGAGAAAGUUCGCCGGCAGAUAGAGUCCAUCUAG